UAAAAUAAUACAACUAUCAAGAAACUAUCAACAAACUUUUGAAUUACAAUAAUAACAUUAAAUAUUCAUAUAUUAAAAGUGUAACAAGAUCUCACAACUUUAAAACAUCACAAUAUUUCUUGUUGAGGUGACUUCUGUCUUGUGAGCACUAGUCAGUUCUUGAUGGACCUUAACAGAUGCCUCAACUGCUCUAAAUGUUUUGUUUACAUCAUUUUGGGAAUUCAGUAGGAACUACAAAUGGCUGCCAAGUUAGAAAUAAUAAACAAUGUGUUAGCUCUGAAAGCUUUUUGUGUGCUGAAAUAAGCAGAAAGUACUACUAUAAUAACAUGGAUGGAUUUCAAAGUAUACAUUCCCCUAAAUAACAAUCAGUGCACUUAAUCAAUAGCAGCUGGGAAAAGUUGUUCUAUAGAUAACGAAUAGCUGAAGUCCAAAGGUCUGAAAAGAUAAAGAUAAAUCAGAAAAAGCAAUCUGAUUUCUUUGGAUCUGUUUGUUGAGUUUGUGGGAAAAUAUAUGAAAAGGCAAAAAUAAAAACAUAAACAUAAACCUUAGACUAAAGACACUGUUGCUGUAUAACAGUCUCAUGAAGAGGAUCCUUAGGGUUGUCUGUAAUUUAAAGAAAUUCAUGUAGAAUCCUUCUUUGCACCAUCAUUUCCAGAGGUUCCACAGUCGUCCCCAGAAAAGAACAAGAACAGAACCAGCCAUCUUUAUCAGGUCGGUGAAGCCACAGCGUCAGAGUCCAGAGUCCAGCCCUGUCUGUUGUCCAGACGAACACCGAGGUUACCACAAUAUUGAGGCAACUUCAUGGAGAAAGCUAAAGGAAUCCCUUUAAGAUGACACGCACAGACCCACCUGAUAUACUGGUAUCAACUGUGCAUCAAAACAUAAAAGUGAUUCCUAUAUCUACCCACUACAAAUCUUUGCAACCCUCCAAACAAUGUGAUUUUAUAAAUUCCAUUACACUGGAGGACCAUCAGAGCAAAGUUAAUAAGAGGCACUGUCGAACCUUUGACUAUAAGUCAUUGGAGUACCCAAAAUCACACAAGUCCUCAAUGGAGUCCCCACACAGAAAAGCUGAUAGGCAUGCAGCCAACCCAGAUGUUGCUUGGAAUGCCUUGAGUCGCCACCAGAGAUACCGUUUUUCUGCUCCAGACAUUUUCAGUCACAGAUUAAUUCCUCAAUCAGUGACUGUAGAAAGGGCAAGUGAGAUAGUUGUCCCUGAAAAUAAAAGAAGGACCAGGUCAAAAAGUGCCUCUCGUGUUCAGACUGGCCUCACUCCUGUGACUUUUGAAGGUUACUCAUCAUCAGGAAGGAAAGGAAGAGAGUCCCAAAGGGUUCCAAGAGAUUCUCGCUUAAGAGCUGAAGCAUCCCCACUUAGAGAGUCAUCUUAUGCAGCAACAAGGACUCAUAUGCAUGAAGUACAUCCCAUUAAGCUGCAGCCUCAAAUUGGUGACAGUAGUAGAUAUUCACCACACUAUGUUUCUGAUAAAUUUGAGGAUGGAAGUCUAGAUAAAUCAGCAACUAGUCCCCAUGUUAGGUGUCGAGUGGACAUCAAGCCCGAUGUGGCAUUACAUCAUUCAGGUCGAAAACAGACAACAUCUGCAAUGGACAUACCCUGGCAGAGGCAUCACAGUACUGGGAGAAGUCUGACUGUGCCACGUCAUUUCUCCUACUCCAGAACUCCAACUCCUACUGACUCAAUGGGUGCAGAAAGUAGGCAAGCUUAUCAAUAUUCCCGAAGCAUGCCAAAUACUUACCUACAACACAUGGAGCUUCCUUUACAAAGAAUGCCUUCUGCUAGUCAUUAUUAUGGUAGAGAACAAAGAGCUCAUUCCAGUCCUAAUGUGCCAACAAAUUUUUUUUAUGCAGACGAUGUAGCCAGAUAUGUGACUGCUCCUGCUCCAAAACCAGGAUCUGUUUUUCAUGAUGAGCAUUACACACCAGGUAAAACAUACAGUCCCAAAGUACAGUAUGUGCAAGAUCCAAGGACUCGAGUAGUGCAUGCUGUAACUUCUAGACCAUAUUAUUCUGAAAUGGAGCCCCACCCUUACUCUGUACAGUCAGGAUAUCCCAAACAAUAUGCUGAAAAUGAACCAGGGCCAUACAUCAUAAGCACACCCCCCACAAGUAUAUUGUAUGGUGAUGAUCCAAGAACUUAUCAAAUUCAGACAGCACCACCACGACUUUAUUAUUCCAAUGAUAUGUUUGCAGUGCCCCCAGAGCACCAUGUUCCACCAAGGGCAUAUUAUACUGAAGGUCGAAGACAUGCUAGAGUCACUCAACCACAAAUUGAUGACUGGUAUGGCUCUGAUGCAUCUGGUUAUUCUACCAAUCCUGCCUCCUACGUGUCACAGAUCACUCCAACCAGAAUCCGGCAAGAGCCUGUACUAACUCCAUGGUAUACCAAUCCAUGUGUAGAACCUCAAAAAAUAGGUACAGAUUCCAAAUCUUAUUCCAGGUCUUGGGACAAUAUUCUCAACUCACGUGUAGAAAGAAAACAACCUCUUCCUGUACAAAGAGGUCAGAGCUAUGAUGAUCUUCUGGACUCCAGGAAGCCGCCUACAGUCAGAGGUGACAAGCCAAAACCAGUGGUAGUCAAUCUUUCCAGUUCACCAAGACGCUAUGCAGCCUUAUCAGUAUCUGAUAACUCACUUAUUGACAAAAGUCCAACAGAGACGUUAAAAAGUCCCACAAGCAAACUUUGGUUUGUUACUCCUGAAAUAACAAUCACUGAUAAUGACACUAGGCCAGGAAAUCUUAACAAGGCUGAAGGACGGUCUGCAAGUUGGGAUAUUCUUGACUCUAGAAACACUGAGGGUCUAGAAUUACAUGACUUUGAUAGCUCAACCAAAGAAAAGACACAUGAUAAUGCCUCACUUCAGCAGAGCCUUGAGCAGCUUGAUGAGCUCCUAGCAGAUCUUGUGACGGACUACAAGCCACCCAGUAGACGAACAAGUGAGGAGAUUUUGGACCAAUUAAAGAAGUUAAUUGAUGAGGAAGAAGCAGUAUCUCUGUCUAGAAAAUGCUCAAAGCCAGAUACAGACGAACCACUGCCUCUGGACAAGCAGCCAACUUCAAUAAAAAUUAAUCCAGAUGUUUUUCGUGACAUGGAUGGGCCAAGUGAUGCAAUGAAGACCGCAGAAGAAUGCUCUCCAGAUCAAAGUCCAGAUGAGGAUGAUACAAUGAUGUGCUCCAACAAUAAGUGCCGGAGAACAGAGACCUUAUUCAAUGCUUGUCUUUACUUUAAAUCUUGCCACAGCUGUUACACCUACUACUGCUCUCGGAACUGCCGGAGAGAGGAUUGGGACAUACAUAAAGAAAGCUGCUUAUAUGGAAGAAUUGGAAGCACAUGCCGGCAUAUUAUAAAACACUGCCGGGAGACUGUUGAAGUCCACAAAGCCUUCUCCCGUAUUGCCAAGGUUGGCUACCUUUCUCGAGGUCGGGGGGUUCUCUUCCUUGGCUUUCCAAAUCCUUCUUCAUCUUGUAGCUUCCUGCAAUAUGGCCUGAAUAGUUUACCAAUGUCUCCUACUUACCUGUCUCUCCGGGAGCUUGAAAGCUUCAAGGACAACCUGGGGGAAUACUGUAAAGAGCUGCAAGAAGCUGGUAAAGAAUAUGACCCAAACGAAUGUUUCAUCUUGAAUGUAUCCAUUGCUGUGGGUGACCAGCUGCCCGAUGGGCCAUCGCCAAGGAAUGAAGCUCCUACAGUCAGAAAAUAUGCAAAAAUUGCAUUGGCUUCCUUUAGUCCUGAGAGAAAGGUUCACAAGAAAGAGGGUGACAUGGAAACACUGAUCCUUACACCACCUCCAGGAACGGCUGAUAUUGACAUGGAAGGAGAGGAAGGUCUGAAGGCACGAGAAAUCUGUUUUAUCAAUAUACAACGGGAACUGAGAAUGAGAGGAGUUUUUCUACGCCAUGAAUACCCAAAUGUGUAUCAACAGCUUUGUGAAUUUGUGGAAAGCAACAGAAGGUUCACACCCACAACUAUUUAUCCAAUUGAUAAAAGAACUGGCAAACAGUUUAUGUGCAUGAUCAUGGCUGCCUCUGAGCCCAGAACACUGGACUGGGUUGGCACACCACAUCUGCUUGAUGACAUCAUUUAAGGGCACCUUUUGUUGAAAAUAGAUGUGUAUAGAAAUACAUGCAAAUUUUUGCACAUAUUUCUAUUGGUCUAGCUGUAUACAGUUGUGUGUAGUGCAGCUAUAGAAAUUGCAUACAUUCACACCUGCUUGGUCAGUAGUAUUUAUUAUUAAAAUAUUUCUCAUCAGGUGUAGAAGUACAAUAUGUUAGUUAUUUAUUUUAACACUAUAAAAUGUUUUAAGUCAUUCAUAAGUCAUUUCCUGGUUUUCUGCUGUUACAAGACAUUCACUAUGGUUGGGACUAUUAAACUCACAAAGUACUACUGAAUUCACAUAUUGUUUUUUUAAUCUCAGAUAAGUAAAUGGUGGUUAUUAUUUUGUCCUGAACCGUUUUACAUGACUGUCUACAUCUGUGAGUAUGACAUAAAUAUUUUCAUAUCUAACUUUAAUGGUAUGACAUGCUGGAAAUAAGAAACAUUAUUUUCUUAGCAACGCAAACACUUUCUAUGCAAAGUUAUUUCAUCAAUUGAGUACCACAUUCCUGCAGGUGUAGCAUCUGCUAUAUUAUGUAUGAUGCAUACAUUUUACUAUAUAAAUAUAUAAAAAGAUUUUAAAGACUGGUGUAAAAAUUUUGAUGAAAGUGUAAAUUCUUAUUAGACAUAAAGGAUGACAGAAAGAAACAUCUUGUGCUGCUCAAGAUAUCUAGUAGAAAAGGCACAUUUUAUAUUGAUUUGAAAAAGUACUCUAUUGAAAACAUGGACUCUUCUGUCUAAAGGCAUACUUAGAGAAGUUCAUAUCAGCAUAACAUUUCUUUAUUCUGCUCUGCAGAAUUAGCAGAGCAAUCCUGGACUUGAAAACUUUGAGGAUGGAUCUUAAAAUGGUGCCAGUUACAAGCCCCACUAGAGGGUGUUGGCCUGUACUCUUCAGUUUAAACACUGUGAAUAGUGAAAGUUAUCUAAAACAAACCUCAACUUGGUCAAAUACCAACAUAUAAUGCAACUUCUUUGAAAUACAAUUUUAUGAGUUAUCUUUUUAGAUAUUUUCACAAAUUAAUCUAUAGGAGUUACUGUCCUUUAAAACAAAGUGAGCCAGAUUUUGGCACGGUAAUUGCCAAAAUCACAGUUACCGUCCUUUCUGAAAUAGGGACAGAAGAAGUUAGCUGUGAAUUUGUGCUGAUCUAGGUUUAUUUCAUGUAUGAUGUCCUUAUUAGUUUUAGCGAAUCAGAGUCUAUAAUUUGUUUAUUAGGUACAAAAAUGUAGAAAGUUUAAUAAUACCACUUAGUCAUAUUGCCUCAUUCUUUCUGUUGAUUGUGUAUUUGUAGCAUCUUAAAUCUUACUUUUAUUGUAGAGGUGAAUGGAAAGAAGGGUGUGGUUUGAAUUUAUUGUAUGUUUGAGUGCUAAUAUUCUACCUAAAUAUGGUUUACCUGACACCACAGAAACAUACAAGUCACAGUAUAUCACAAAUAUGUAAAUUUCCUAUUACGGUAAUCACAAAUGAAGGUUAAUCAAUUUGUUGUCCUUAAGCGAUUUACCUUUCUCAGUCCUCAGAAUCUGUACAACAAAGUGCAAUGAAACUUGAGGCUUACAUAUAUAUUUAAAAAAAACAACAACUACUUUUAAAAUGAAGUACUGUAAAAAAAAAAAAAAAGAAAAAAAAAAAACUUGAAAAGUUGACUGGCUGCAUGUUAUCUAAUUUUUCUUCUCCAAUCUCAUUUUAACAUGUUAGUAACUGAAACAUGCUUGAUGAAUGAGCAGUGAAAGUGACACAAUGCUGUCCAAGAUUUGUUUUCUUCAUUUCUAUUUACCAUGUUAAACAAUAAGAGACCUCACUAAAUUGUUUAGAAGAUUCUGUAAUCUUGUAUUUUUUAUACUUUCAACAUAUGUGUAUUGUGUGUGUGUGUCUAUUUAUAAACCAUGUCCAAUAAAUGGAACAGGAACUGCCUUCUU
Molecule: messenger RNA, 6019 nt
Organism: Poeciliopsis prolifica (blackstripe livebearer)
Lineage: Eukaryota; Metazoa; Chordata; Actinopteri; Cyprinodontiformes; Poeciliidae
Gene: ajm1
Product: apical junction component 1 homolog
Exons: 2
Coding region: 831-4097 (1088 amino acids)
Biological process (GO): cell-cell junction organization
Cellular component (GO): plasma membrane; apical junction complex
Source: RefSeq, a predicted model, not a curated record